Molecule: messenger RNA, 1278 nt
Organism: Colletotrichum abscissum
Lineage: Eukaryota; Fungi; Ascomycota; Sordariomycetes; Glomerellales; Glomerellaceae
Product: brix domain-containing protein
Exons: 1
Coding region: 1-1278 (425 amino acids)
Biological process (GO): maturation of 5.8S rRNA; maturation of LSU-rRNA
Cellular component (GO): preribosome, large subunit precursor; nucleolus
Molecular function (GO): rRNA primary transcript binding
Source: RefSeq, a predicted model, not a curated record
AUGGGCUUCUCCAAGCCGGGCAAGUCCAUGGGGGCUUCGCUCACGAACAAGACGUCCAACAAGCUCAAGCGCAAGGAGAUGUACGUCCUGCAAAAGAAGGACAAGGAUAAAGCCCAGCGCGAGAUGCGCUUCCGCCGCAAGAAGGAGGAGGACAAGAACCCCGAGCUCCGCGCCGCCCGCCUCGCAAAGAACAAGCCCCAGACCAUCGACAGCAAGCGCGUCUGGGACGACGUCGACGACGACAGCCUGGGUAAGGUGGUGGACGUCGAGAGGCUCAAGAAGAGGAGGAUAGAAGAGGAGGAGAACGCCGCGCUGGAACAGGAGCUCGACGCCGAGGAUGGCGAGGACGAUGGCGAGGACGACGACAGCGAUAACGACAGCAUGCUCGACGACGAGGAAGACGAGGCCGCCGCCGCGGAGAAGAAGGCCGAGAGGGAGGCGCGGCGCGAGGAGAAGCGCCGCGCAAAGAGGGACUCCUCUGCCGCGCCCUCGACGACCUCGACGAACCUCGACCUCACCCCGUCCUCCCUCGCCCUCAAGUUCCCCAGCCUCUUUUCCGAAGACGCGCCCCCGCCCCCCAAGAUCCUCAUCACCACCUCCCUCAACUCGACCCUCCACCACGAGGCCAACAUCUUCCGCACCAUCUUCCCGAACUCCACCUACGUGCCCCGCUCCGCCCACCGCUACGGCCACAAGUACUCCCUCCGCGAGAUCUCAAAGUUCGCCGCCAACCGCGACUACACCGCCGUCGUCCUCCUCAAAGAAGACCAGAAGAAGCUGACGGGCAUGUCCAUCGUCCACCUCCCCGUCGGCCCCACCUUCACUUUUACAAUCACAAACUUCAUGGAGGGCAAGAAGCUCCCCGGCCACGGCAACCCGACGAACCACUACCCGGAGCUCCUCCUCAACAACUUCAAGACCCCGCUCGGCCUGCUCACCGCCGCCCUCUUCCAGCGCCUCUUCCCCCCGCAGCCUGAGCUCGAGGGCCGCCAGGUGCUUACGGUGCACAACCAGCGCGACUACCUCUUCUUCCGCCGCCACCGCUACGUCUUCCGCGAGAAGCGCGAGACGGAGAAGAAUAUCACGACUGCCGAGGGCUCCGAGAUGAAGGGCGUCGAGGGCAUCCGCGUCGGACUGCAGGAGGUUGGCCCGCGGUUCACGGCUAAGCUGAGGAGGGUGGACAAGGGUAUCGGCAGGGCGGGCAGCGAGGGUGAGGAGUCGCAGCCGUGGGAGUGGAAGGCCAGGAUGGAGAAGGACCGCAAGCGGUUCCAGUUGUAG